Molecule: messenger RNA, 3363 nt
Organism: Syngnathoides biaculeatus (alligator pipefish)
Lineage: Eukaryota; Metazoa; Chordata; Actinopteri; Syngnathiformes; Syngnathidae
Gene: ttc9b
Product: tetratricopeptide repeat domain 9B
Exons: 3
Coding region: 204-947 (247 amino acids)
Molecular function (GO): protein binding
Source: RefSeq, a predicted model, not a curated record
GUUACCGCGAGCAUCACCGCUCACAUCCCAUUUGGCGUUCUUGGGGAAAUUCCGAAAAUGUCUCCGCCUCACCACGCCUUUUUUACUUCCGAAUAAGCCGUUGACGUCCGUUCAACUUUUGUAUCGCGGCUAAUUUUUUUUUUCUCCAGGCGCGUCGCAGCUCACGUCUCGCCGUUCCGAAGAAACCUAACCGCGCGUCCUUUAUGCACAGCACGCUGCUCCGGUCCUCCGAGCACCAUGGUCCGCUCCACCCGCGCUCACUAGGCAGCAUGGAAGCCAAGCAACACCCGAUAAAGAGCCACAAAAGCUACCCGGAGACCGGCGGUCGGAGUCUGGCGGCGUUCGCCGGCGGUGGAGGAGGCGGCGGGGGCGGAGGAGAAGGAGGAGGAGGCGGCGGCGGCUCCGCGGAAACGGAGAUGGAGACCAAGAUCCAGAAAGCCGUCGACUUCAAAGCGGAGGGCCACCGCUGCUACAAGGAGAAGAAAUUCCGCGAGGCGAUCGGCAAAUACCACCGGGCGCUGCUGCAGCUCAAAGGGGUGCACGUCGCCGACGGGACGACCGGCGGCUCGGAGGUCGACCUGCUGAACCGACAAGCCGCCGCCGAGCUCACCGAGGAGCAGAUGAGAGCCGUGGAGAGCACCGAGAUUGAGUGCUACGACAGCCUCACGGCUUGUCUGUUGCAGUCCGAGCUGGUCAACUACGAGCGAGUGAAGGAGUACUGCCUCAAGGUACUGGGUCACCAGAGGGACCACUUCAAGGCCAUGUACCGUGCCGGCAUUGCCUUCUACCACCUGGGCGACUACGAAUGUGCCCUGCGUUACCUGCGAGACGCCAAGAACCGCGAGCCUGCAGAUACCAACGUGCUGCGCUACAUCCAGCUGACAGAAAUGAAGAUGAGCAAGAGCGGACAGCGGGAACGAGAGCUCGGCAAAGAGACGCAAGGCUGACCUGCCUCCUCCUCCCCCGUCCAUUUUGGAAUUUUGCGACCACUCCCCUGACCAUCCGUCCUCCAUCCUCGCCAUACUUCCACGGCAGUCCUGGGAGAUGAUUUGAACUUCCUGUUUUUCCGACUCCUUCCUGCCUGUUUGUCCCUCAGGUGCUGUGGCUCUUUUUAUUUUUUUUUCUUGACCAAAAAAAAAAAAAAAUAAUAAGUCAAAGAAAACUGCUGUAUUAGAAGCUUCCCCCAAAAGAAACUAGUGAAUAAUGGACGUUUGCGUGAUUCAGUCAAAGCGUUUUCUUUUCUCUCCCUUCUCUCUCGGGUGAAUUUCUGGGUCCGGUGUGCGAAGGCCUUUUCGGAGGCUCCCGAUAUGCUCUUCGAGAGGAGAGGGGCGUGCCACACAUAUCAAGAUCAUCGUCCGAUUUGAUUGUACGUGCAACCCGCCAGGAGGGCUCUCUCACGCCCUUUAACCACACUUUCUUGGACUUUGAUUUCUUUUUUUCAAUUAAGGGCUAAUUUGAUUGUUUGUAAUCUGUUUUUAAUGUCCAUCAAAACCAGGGGUGGGCAAAGCCUCCUGUAAUAUUUGUUACAUUCAUUUACUGGUUGUUCCUUUUUUUUUCAAAGUGGUUAUUUUAGCUCGUUAAAUAAUUGGUCCAUUGAUUCAUAAAAUGUACUGCAAGUGCACAGCAAUCAACAUCAAAUCAAAUAUGGCCCUGGAGUGCAAAUGUUUGCCCACCCCUGUUCGGUACCGAAGUUGAGCGUAGCAUUGGUUCUUUCAUGGUCGCUUAUGUUUUGUCUCGAAUUUGCUGUCAGAAAAAAAAAAAUCCCCCAAAGCCCGAGCGCUUGCUUCCUCACCCGCAACUCUGCAGCUUGACAGCAUCCCAAACGCGUCUGCAGUUCCGUUCAGUUGAGCAUCCGUGAUGGCCAAAGCGAAGUACUGAACACAUUAGGGGUUAAUCAACAUUUAAAGCUCGAAGUCGACAAAUCGCGUUUUUGGGUUGGGGCAGACUUUUUACUGACAACUUGGACUCGCCCGCUUGGUCAUCAGUGGACUGAAACGUUCUUCGGAGCGGCGACAUUUCCAGCCAAUAAAGGCAACACAGUCUUCAAAUGUACGAAAAUAUAAUGGCGGCGGACGAAAAUACCUCAUAGCCUCGAUGGUUUUGGCUGUUUCGAUCAUCGCUAAUCUUCAAAUAUUCAUACUAGGGGACUGGGAGCUGGGGACGAGGUCAGCGGCGCCACGUGAAACUUCGUCGCCAAUAUGUUACAUCCAAUAAUGCACAGACAACAGCUGUGUAGCAAUGAGAACUUUGUCUUUCAUUGAAGUUGUAGGGUACAACAACAUCGAUAUCAUGAAACGCGCUGUAACAAUACGGCGUAUAGCUGACGAUGCUACAUGCGCGUGCGAUUAUUUGAAUAAAUAGAAACUGUUGGCAAGGUCGCUUGCAAAUUAUGCAAGUUUGUCCUAAAAUACAAUCAAAGCACAAGUCAAAGAAAAACACAGACAGGCUUGGGUUUUUUUGGGGUUGGUGGGGCUGGCCCCAAUAUACAAUUACAACAUGCUGUGCUUCGUAGCGCAGGAUGUGAGCAGCCAUCUUGUUGAAGAGAGGACCACCAAUCAUGACAACUACAUCCUGCCUAAGGAAGACUUUUAUUUUUAUUCAUAGGUUUUAUCACUUUGUUUGGCGCGUCGUCGAAAUAUGUCUUUAUGUGAAACUGGUCUGGGGUCCGGAAAAAGGUCGGGGACCGCUGUACUGCGUUGAAAAAUUAUCGACCAUGAAUUGACUUCAACUGGACUUUCAUCACAUUGUACCAAAAAAAACAAAAGAAAAAUCAUUCCACCCCUUACACUCGUACCGAUUUUUAACAAGUUGUGUGUGCUUGCUGGAUGUGGUAGGGAUUGUAAAGACUAGUCAAAUAGUUGACAGUCCUACUCGUCAAUGAAACCCGGAGCUGGAAGUGGACGAGUCGUGUUUUGAGGAGGAGGCAGAAUGCUUUCAACAACUGAGUGCGCUAAAUGAAAUUAGUUCGUCAGCUUAUCCAUUUCAAUUGUGUUGCGCAGCUUUAAUAAGUAAGGGGGAGUUUCCCAACAGGAUCAUGAACAACUGUUUCCGAUCAAAGUGGAAGGAGAGCUGGAAAUAAUUGCAGCGUACACGAUGAGGUCUGUGGUUAUUUGCAGACGCCGCAAAAUCUGAGCAGGCAGAACUUGCUCCUGUGCUAGGACCCCAAGGAUGGGGUUUUACCGAUUGGCCCAGUUGUACGAGCGUCAGCUGGCUGCCCCGCAGCAAACACGCCGAGCAAGAUGAUCUAUUUAUUUAUUUAUUUAUUUGUCAAUGUUGAUUUUCUUGUGUUCAAACGUGGAUGUCCUGCGUAAAUACGGUGUGUAAACUGUACAUUGUCGAUGAAUAGAGAUUAUUGCAAAAGCC